CUUCGUCAAAACAUUGCAAUGGCGAAGUCGGCUUCCAAUCGAGCCACCGCAGCUGGAUCGCGACAGCAACAUGCAGGAACCUUCGUGAAGCUCGACAAACGCGCACUUGACCCGAAUAUUUCAUCCCUGUUCGCGAAAUCUCUUGGUCCAGUCAAGGCUCCUUCAAAGGCACGCUAUCGGGACUUGAUCGAGAGUCGACCUGUUGCGAACACGAGCGAAGGAAGUGAAGAUGAAGGCCAGCGCAAAGAAGUCAAUGAAGACACUACAUCCGUGUCCGAUGAUAUAUCAUCCGAUAUAGAGGUCGAAAAGCAAUCCGUUUCGAACGAGCUCGAAUUACCUGAACCUGGCGAAAACGUUCCACAUUCUCAAGACCACGCUUCUGCGGGUGACAUCGGACCAUCAGAAGCUCGAGAGUACAUCACCAAUAGUGAUGAACAACAUUUAGGCAAAAAGCGUAAGCGCACCAAGGAGACAGAUGUAGAGGACAACUAUAUGCAGAAGCUUGCUCGCGAGGAGGCUAGAGAAGAGGAGGAGAGAGGCAAGAAGCGAAGAACCGUAGUUGGUACAGAUACGGACUCUGCUACUGCGUCAGGAUCGGAUGACGACAAUUACACAAUUCCAAAGCAUGAGACGCAGACCGGGUCCGCAGAUAUGGACGAAGUGGAUAAGGCUAGCCGCACAGUUUUCCUCGGUAACGUCUCCAGCACCGCAAUAACAUCCAAAACUGCAAAGAAGACUUUGACAAGACAUCUCGGAUCCUUCCUUGAAGACCUUGCCGAUCACAAACCUCCGCACAAAAUCGAGUCUUUGCGCUUCCGCUCUACCGCUUUUGCUAGUGCUUUACCAAAGAAGGCCGCAUUUGUCAACAAGGAGAUUCUAGAUGCGACCACCAAGAGUACGAAUGCGUAUGUCGUAUAUUCCACAAAGAUUGCGGCUAGGGAAGCAGCAAAGCGUCUAAACGGAACAAUGGUAUUAAACAGACAUCUUCGGGUAGACUCUGUGGCACACCCGGCCAAGGUGGAUCACCGUCGUUGCGUCUUCAUUGGUAAUUUAGGCUUCGUUGACGACGAGAGUACGAUUAAUGCCAGUGAAGAGGACAAAAAGAAGACCAAACCUCCCGCAGACACGGAAGAAGGCCUUUGGGUCCAAUUCAGUAAAGCUGGUAAAGUGGAGAGCGUCCGUGUAGUCCGCGAUUCCAAGACCCGAGUCAGCAAGGGCUUUGCUUAUGUCCAAUUCGAAGACGAGAACUCGGUCGAGGCAGCUUUGCAGUACAAUGAUCAGAAGUACCCUCCUAUGCUUCCGCGUAAGCUUCGAGUGGUGCGUGCCAAAGCUCCUAAGAAGAAGUCAACCUCAUCGGUGAGGAAGCCCCAGCCAGGCAAGCCAUCUGGGGUUUACAGCGCCAAAGUGUCGGAAAAGCAGAAGACGGACCAUGGCCGUGCUCGCGCCAUGCUUGGUAAAGCAGCUGCUUUCAAGAAGGCUGAAGACUUUGUUUUUGAAGGCCACCGAGCCAGUAGGAAAGAUGGGGCGGGUGGGCCCAAAACGGGGCCCAAAAAGAGGACAGGCAAACCCCAAUCUAGAAGCAGCAAGCGUGGCGCGGCGUGGAAAGAUGGUGCUGGAAGAACAAAGCAGUGAUGGAGGACACGGGUUGUUGGAGACUUGUAGUUUUUAUAAGUAGGUCAAGGGACUGUCUUCCUUGGGGCAUACUCAUGACACAGUAACGCUUUGCUCAUAUAUCGGACACUAUAGCCUGUGCAGUGACCGUCGAGACAUACCUCUGCACUCCACGCGACAAGGUUUCAUGUAGUUAUCAUCUCAAGAAUCAAAGAUCAUCACGAGUC
Messenger RNA from Aaosphaeria arxii CBS 175.79, 1838 nucleotides. RefSeq names its product RNA-binding domain-containing protein. The record is from RefSeq and is a predicted model, not a curated record. Gene Ontology annotation, molecular function: RNA binding. The transcript is spliced from 2 exons. Lineage: Eukaryota; Fungi; Ascomycota; Dothideomycetes; Pleosporales. The coding region runs from base 19 to 1632 and encodes 537 amino acids.